UUCUCCUGACCUGCCGAGCCUCCCGCUCGGGGGGCUAGGAGGGAGGGUACGCAUUUCGGGGUAGCCAGAGAGAGUACCCAUUAAUGACCUUGUCCGGCUGCUCGGGAGGUUCAUGCCGGAGCUAUCGCUUAGAACGACUCGGGGUGUUUCUACAUCACUGAAAUUCCGAGCUGAAAUUCUCCCCUGUAUCGGUUUAAAUUUCCAUCCCAGUGUAUUUUGGCAUAUCUGAUUUUAUGCCCUUGCCUUGGGGGUAGAAGACAUACCCAGCCUACACUCCCCCGAAACAGGCUGCGCUCCUUUUUGUGCGGUGUGUCCCCUUUAGCCGCGCCUUCCUGCGCGGGGCUAAGAAUAACCGUGCGCUGGAGUGCGCUGCUCCCUGCCCGGCUGGGGCUGCACCGAGGGCAGGCACGGCGCUGGGUGCCCGGUGUGAUCCUGGCUAUCGGGCUAAGAGUUCAAGUCCGGAAGUCAAAUUUGAGAAUUUGGGUUGGGUUGCUCAUGAAGAAAUGCGGGCUGUAGACUAAUAAGAAGGACUUGAUUUAUUUGCAGUUGAAAUUUAAAAGAGACCAAAAUAAAGGAAGCAAUUAGUUUAGAAGACUUGCGUCAUUGUAGAUUGUUGCUAGUUUUACAAAUAGGAAGGAGGCUUAUUAUGAAAUGUUUAAGGUAACGAAUAUGAUCAUGAUCUCUUACUUUCCUUUGAAAAAUAUCUGGGGGAGGGAGGCAAGGACUUCGUGCAUAGACCAUUAAUUCCAGUUACAUAGGUUGUAAGGAUGUAACACGAUUCAGGAAAAUAUAGAUGAAAAAGAUCAGAAGGUUUAAGGUAUGAAAAUCUAAAGCUGAAUAAUUCUUUAGAUACACACUACCAGAAAUCUUAUAAUCCAUGUGCCAUGGCUCAGAUGUUUAGAGGAAUGACAGAGAUACCAAAAAAGGCAUCAUCAUAGCGCAAUUCUAGAAGCAGAAUUUUCUCCUUCCCUACAGAAAAGGAAAGCACAUUUCUGGAAGCAAGAAGUGACAGAUGUGGCAUCUCGGCAGCUGGCUAAACAUAAAAGCAUGUAUCAGCAGGUUUUCCCAAGUUGAGGAAGUAGCAAGGCAUUUGGUUGGUACCUGACCCCAAAACUUGUGCUCUACCUUGUGAAGAGCUGAUGUGGGAGACAUUUACUUUCACAUACUCCACAGUUCUCUGUAUCAGAAGAAUAAGACUUUAUGUGAAAGAGUGGUUCAAGAUGAUGAUGUAACUUUGCUAACAGUGAAGGUCUCCUGAGAAGAACUGUAAGAGGCUUCUUCCCUCACUUUUUUCUUUUUUUUUUUUUUUUAAACUACUGAUCUCAGAAACUACAAGCAAGAUGCCAGCCAAGACACCCAUCUACUUGAAAGCUGCUAACAAUAAGAAAGGGAAGAAAUUCAAACUAAGGGAUAUCUUAUCUCCUGAUAUGAUCAGUCCUCCACUUGGCGAUUUUCGUCAUACCAUACACAUUGGAAAAGAGGGGCAGCAUGAUGUUUUCGGAGACAUCUCAUUUUUGCAGGGCAAAUAUGAGCUAUUGCCUGGAAAUGAAGGUGAAACCAGAGUUAGCCAGUCUGGUAUCCACAACGAAUUCUUAAGAGCAAACAGCACUUCUGAAUCCAUGUUUACAGAAACUCCAUCACCAGUGCUCAAAAAUGCUAUUUCCCUUCCUGCCAUUGGGGGUUCUCAAGCCCUUACAUUGCCUUUAUUGUCACCGGUGACAUUUAAUUCAAAGCAAGAAUCCAUCAGGUCAUCCAGAAAUCCUAGACUUAGCUGUGAGCCAGUAAUAGAAGAAAAACUGCAGGAGAAAGGUAAAGAGAUGGAGGAUGAAGAAACAUACAAAGAUGACAUAUGGGAGCAAAAUGGUUCCUCUUCACAUUUUACUAACGGUAGCGACAGUCACUCAUCCAGCUUUUCUGAACGAUGCACUGAUUGGCAAACAGUUGAUUUACUGGAUGACAGCCGGCUUUCAUGUGAACUAACCAAGACAAAGUCAGAAGAAUCUCUUUCAGAUCUUGCAGGUUCUCUUCUCUCAUUACAACUUGACUUGGGGCCCUCACUUUUGGAUGAGGUCCUCAAUGUAAUGGACAAGAAUAAAUCUUAGAACUGGUACUCCAUUGUUUCUUUAUAAGUGAUUCACUUAAAAACAAACAAAAGACCACAGUUCAAAAACAGAUGCUUAAAAAUUAGCUGUAUUUGCAGUUGUAUGACGAGUUUUCUAAAAAUAUUCUUAAAAUACUAUUUUUUUACCUAUUGUUUUUCAUGACUUUUAUUACACUAAAUUCUCAUAUCAGAAAGGUAAAUUUUAAUAAUCAGUUUCAGCAAAUAUAAAGUGUUUUCAAGUACCAGUAUUAAUGAUCAGAAACUUAAGAAACAGCAUUUGAGGAUGAUAACUGAUUGUGACAUUUGGUUAGUUCACUUCUACAGGCUUCUGAAUAUGUGAGAAUCUCUUAAUGUCAGAAAGGAGACUGAUACUAAUUAUUCACUUUUAUAAAUUAUUACAGUAUCACUUUAUGUGUAGGCCUCUUUCUAGAACCUUUUGUUUGAGGGUUUUAUAGUGUUUUUCUGCAUUUUCCAUACUACCAUUUCUGUUAUAAAUUCACCAUAACUACUUUCUUGGUCUUAUACUACCGCUCUAAAUUCAGAUGUGAACAGUUUGAAGGCUUUUUCAGCUUGAAUACCUGGUCCAGAGUCCCAGCUGCUUUAAAUGAGUCUGCACAAAUUUACACAAGUUGAGGCUUGGGCCUGAUGUUGUAUAUGAAAUGUUAUGUUGUAAACAGGUGACACAUGCAAGAUAUUAUGGUUAAAUUAUUUUAAAAGUUUAAAUAUAUUUUCUGUGUGCAUAUUGGCUUUUUACUGCAGAGCCUACACAAGCAGUAUCUCAUCAAAAUAGUUGCUUGGCAUUAUUUGUGCUCCUCUGAAAAUGUAUAUUUGUGUGUUUGAAGAGAAACAUGUAUUAAUAGUCCUUGCUUUUUUCUUCAUUUAUUUCCACAACAUGCUUAAACUUGCAACUGAUUAUUUUACUUUUUGAAGAAGGCACUGGUUAUUCACAAUGCUAGUGAUGUGUGCAACAGCCAAUGUUUGCGAAAUGUGGAUCCUUCAAUACAAUACCUACAUGGAUUGCAUAAAUAUCUUGUGCAAUACAAUAAAAAAACCCUUUAAAUU
Molecule: messenger RNA, 3163 nt
Organism: Sturnus vulgaris (Common starling)
Lineage: Eukaryota; Metazoa; Chordata; Aves; Passeriformes; Sturnidae
Source: RefSeq, a predicted model, not a curated record